AUGCCUAAGGCGGGGAGGAAGCGUCGACUCGAUUCGGAGAGCCAAUCGGAUACUUCAGGAGUAAAGUCGGAUGUCGAUAAGCCUAAGCCGAAACGGCCGCGGCUCCAAAGCAAGCGACAAACCCCUACUAUUAGCCCUAAACCUGAUCGGGAUGGAUGUCACGGGAUUAAGUCAGAGCCUCCAAACGACACGCUGCACUUCGUGAUUUAUUCGGUUACGGACCUCGAGCCUAGCAGCACGGAUCUCACCACGCCCGCGACGACGCCGUGCUCGAGUUCCGGUGACGACUUCCCUCCGAAUGCGACCGGGACGGCAAGCAUACAAGACGCCACCACUGCGGCGUCUCUGCGUGAGCCUUCUCACCCACCCGCGUACGUUGACACCCUCCACCAGAUUCAUCCUCGCCUCCUCCCUCGACCAAUUGUGCCACCCGUUCAAGGUGGAGCGAUCUGCUCGUCCCCGAGCCGCACCUCUAGCUCUGCCCCACGCCGGCCGAGCUCGCCGACGGGGUCUGCCUACGGUGUGACCGAGGCAGAGGUAGAAGAUCGCGGAAGCCUCGGUGGAGAGCACGUAUAUCCCUUAGACGACGGACACUCUCUUCGGGAUACAGUCACAACUCAGAAAGCUCCGCGCCCCACGAUUAACGACAGUAGCAAUGAAGACGACCUCCCCGCUCUUAGAGAGACUCUGCCGAGAACGGAGCCGGAAGGGGACUUGGCGGAUGCAACCCUGAUCUGCGAAGCCGUCCAGCAAGGGCAUCGAGAUGUCCCAAGUGGCGAUCUGAGUAUUAGUGGCUACCACGAUGUAAUGGCAGUUAAGACAUCUGGACCGCCCCUACGAGAGAUGCAUCUUCCUCCGGCCUCCUAA
This is a messenger RNA of Mollisia scopiformis, 867 nucleotides long. RefSeq lists its product as uncharacterized. Bases 1 to 867 code for a protein of 288 amino acids. Lineage: Eukaryota; Fungi; Ascomycota; Leotiomycetes; Helotiales; Mollisiaceae. The record is from RefSeq and is a predicted model, not a curated record. The transcript has 3 exons.